This is a messenger RNA of Branchiostoma floridae (Florida lancelet), 2632 nucleotides long. Its product is annotated as zinc finger protein 239-like. The transcript has 2 exons. The record is from RefSeq and is a predicted model, not a curated record. Gene Ontology annotation, biological process: regulation of transcription by RNA polymerase II. Gene Ontology annotation, molecular function: RNA polymerase II cis-regulatory region sequence-specific DNA binding; DNA-binding transcription factor activity. Lineage: Eukaryota; Metazoa; Chordata; Leptocardii; Amphioxiformes; Branchiostomatidae. The coding region runs from base 1438 to 2286 and encodes 282 amino acids.
UUUGUAUACUUGCCCUCCAUCGCGAUUCUCAACGUUGACUAAGGUUUGCCGGGUGAGGAAAUUUGCUUUGGAAGGAGUUUGCCGUAUACACACAAAUAGUAUAUACAACGACUUAUUGUGUCUGUAUUCAAAAUACCCAUCCGAUGCAGCCAAUCGCAUUUCACACACGAGAUGGGUGUUUGGGAAUGAGGACCAAUCAGCACACGUGUCUCCAUUUUCAAAACUCACAGUUGUCAUUUCAGAUCUUGACUCAUUUCAUUCAGAGUGGUUUCACGCUGCUCCGACCCCGAUAGCUAAGUAUUUGAUCGCACGACUGACAGCGCGGUGAACUUUAUGAAAGCUUGCAAAUGAUUCUACGUCAAGACUGGACACUAUCUCGCCAUGGAAUUGAAUUUUACUGCCGACGCCGUGGGACCAAAUUCUGCUUUAUAGAGCAACAUCUGGCCUCCCGACCACCGAGGGUCGGGUUGGCCCUUUGUCGGUGCGAUGUUUCUCGCCGCCCGGGCCGGGUCGGCUGACGCACCCUGUUAGCUCUUCGUCGUAGCUGCCGAUUAGGUGAUUUGGAGCUCCUUCGUCUCCGUCUCUACACGUCUCACGAUGGAUUGGAUACCACCGUUACGAACUUGCAUGUUCACGCUUAGAAAAUCUACUGCGGCUGUGUAAAUGUAUAGGCUCUGGACUAGCAACUUUUUUGUGUAAAAGGCCAGCUGGAGGUGUACGGAUGAGAGCAGGAAUGCUGAAAUCCAGAGACCUACGGGAGUUUUAUGUCAUCAACCAGCACAGUAGGGUGAACUCAAAAUGUUGAGACUGCGAAUAAAACCCAAAAGUACUGGUGUCGGACCGACAAACCCAUGGGAGCCAAAGGAUCGACAGCCAGUACAUAUGGACCGGGAACGCAUCAGGAGCAGUCAACUCUCAAAUAAUACUUAAAACUGCAAAAACAACGAAAGUUAAUUCACAUCUAGAAAGAAUAAAACAAACACACUAUAAUUUAUAUACAGGGGAAGGGGGAAGCUGGGAGGGUAAUUUUUGGGCUGGGAAGGGCCGGGGCAGUGAAAAUGACGCUGCUAUCAAUAACAAAGGGUAAUUGUGGCGCAGUCGAGGCCCGGGGAGAUAAUUAGGUGAUAAUUAACCGUUAAUUUAUGCAUCCGUCAUUCUCACACAAAAGCAAACGUCGCUAGUUUCCACACGUACGCACACGUGUACUAAGAUUGCACGGUUCGCGCACACAGGUUUCCUCAUAGAGGGCACGUUAUGCACACGCGAGUGGUCCGUUUACUCGGAUUUGCACAGGUGCCCCAUGUAGGGGCACGUCACGUUCGCACAGUGGGCACCCGUUGAAACCCGUGGAAACUCUGGAUUUACUUGCAUGUGUACACGGAUUUGCACAGCGGAAAUCUGCGUUUUCGAGCAGUCAAGAUCUGGAGUUUGACCAACAUGGUGACUGAGGCCGGAUCUCAUCCGACACAAGGGGAGGGAGAGGAUGGACAGGAUUCUCCCCGUACCCACAAGUGCAGCCAUUGCGACAAGGAGUUUCGCUUCAAAUGUAGGCUCAACCUACACCUGCGAACUCACACUGGUGAGAGACCAUACCAGUGUGGUGAAUGUGGAAAACGGUUUACUCGGCAAUCUCACCUGAAGGACCACGCGAGAACUCACACUGGUGAGAAACCGCACAGGUGUGAGCAAUGCAGCAAACAGUUCAGUCGGUUGAGUUAUUUGAAUGAACACAUACGAACCCAUACUGGUGAGAGACCAUACCAGUGUGAAGAAUGUUGGAAACGAUUUAGUCAGCAAGGUCAUCUGAAGGAACACAUGAGAACUCACACCGGCGAGAAACCGUACCGAUGUGAGGAGUGCAGCAGGCAGUUCAGUAGUUUGGGUGCUCUGAAGGACCACAUGCGGACUCACACUGGUGAAAAACCAUACAUAUGUGAAUAUUGCAACAAAGGCUUCAGAAAGUCAGCUCAUCUGAAGGCUCACGUACGUACUCACACAGGAGAAAACCCUUACAAGUGCGGGGAGUGCAGCAAACAGUUUACCACAUUGUCAAAUCUAAAGACUCACUUGCGAACUCACACCGGCGAGAAACCUUACAAAUGCGAAGCGUGCAGCAAGCAGUUCAGUCAGCUUGGUACACUAAAGUUACACAUGAGAACACACAUGGGUGAGAAACCGUACAGGUGUGAGAAGUGUAAUAAGCAGUUCAUUUCGCUGCCAAAUCUAAGGACAAACCUCGGUUUCUUUGCCGAAUUUUCACUUUCAUAUCAGAUAAUUAGUAUGUAGAAUUCUAAUAGGCUGUAACUAAUGUAUUAGAUAGAAAUGUAAGAUUUUCCUACAUCUAGGUUGCUAGUGACGUUGACCGAAAGACGAUUGAGAAGUCGUUAUGCUUUCUACAUUAGCCUUUUCUUCUAAUCAAUGUUCCUGAUUCAAAAUUUUUUUUGUAAUUUCGUAAUUCACCAAUCUCUGUAAAUACACUACAUCCUUGGCGUUUGGAAUUAUAUGUUGAAACAUGUUAGUUAAAGAUUUUGCUAACUUUUGGUUGCCUUCCUAAUAUGCUGUAAGCUGCAAGAGAUUGGUCACCUUUCGACAUUGUAGUUACGGUCAAUAAACUAAUACACGUUAUGUUUGU